Messenger RNA from Punctularia strigosozonata HHB-11173 SS5, 2793 nucleotides. Its product is annotated as AAA-domain-containing protein. Bases 1 to 2394 code for a protein of 797 amino acids. Gene Ontology annotation, molecular function: ATP hydrolysis activity; preribosome binding; ATP binding. The record is from RefSeq and is a predicted model, not a curated record. Gene Ontology annotation, biological process: ribosome biogenesis. Gene Ontology annotation, cellular component: nucleus. The transcript has 8 exons. NCBI's taxonomy places the organism in Eukaryota, Fungi, Basidiomycota, Agaricomycetes, Corticiales, Punctulariaceae.
AUGCAAACACCUGGUCCUCAUGCGCUCAAUCGCUCGAUGCAAAAUCUCUGGUCGACUCAUCGACGCAGCAAGGUUAACUUGAACACGCCUCCGACACCAGGAACGCCCCAAGAUGAAGUGCUGCCGCUCACCAAUCCGACGAACGGAGAACAGAAUCAGGAACGUGCGGAAGGUACAAGCACGGAUGUGCAAGCCAAAACCGAAGAGCCACCUGCACCUAUUACCUCCACUGCACCCAGCAGCACGAAGCGCAAGGUCCGAACAAGGACGGCGACAUCUGACGAUCCCAACAAACGCGCAAAACUGUCCUCUUCUUCAGCGUCAAAUGCGAAAUCAUCUGACAAGGACCACUCCCCUCCUACCACCCGUCUGUCAGACUUAGGAGGGGUAGGGGAUGCAGUGGAAAAGAUGCUAGAGCUGGUCGCCAUGCCGCUCUGCCACCCCGAGAUAUAUCUUCAUACGGGUGUUCAUCCUCCGCGCGGCGUGCUAUUGCAUGGUCCGCCAGGGUGUGGCAAGACCUUAUUGGCAAACGCCAUUGCGGGGGAACUCGGUGUACCAUUUAUCUCCAUAUCUGCGCCAUCGAUAGUGUCGGGCAUGUCCGGCGAGUCCGAGAAGACACUUCGCGACACAUUUGAUGAAGCCAAGAAACUAGCGCCGUGCCUCCUCUUCAUCGAUGAAAUUGAUGCUGUUACGCCAAAACGUGAAUCUGCGCAGCGCGAGAUGGAAAGGCGAAUAGUCGCACAAUUUCUCACCUGUAUGGAUGAUAUGUCUUGGGACAAAACAGACAAUAAACCCGUCGUCGUCAUCGGGGCGACCAAUCGCCCCGAUUCUCUCGACGCCGCUUUACGGCGUGCGGGUCGAUUCGAUCAUGAGAUUAGUAUGGGAGUACCGGAUGAGGAGGCGAGGACGCAGAUUUUGCGUGUUCUAUCGUCAAAACUGCGCCUCGAAGGCUCCUUUGAUUUCUCUGCUCUCGCCAAAGCGACUCCUGGAUACGUCGGGGCGGAUCUUGCGGCGUUGACAGGCGCGGCAGGGAUUGUCGCUGUGAAGAGAAUAUUUCAGCAGUUGAGCGAGGGUACCUUAGUGCUACCGGAAGCAGCGAUUGCCGCCUUUACGAACGGUGCGGAAGACGAAUCCAUGAACGUUGACCGAGACCAAGACAUUUCGGGUCACGCCACGUCGAUACCGCUCGUGGGCCAGGAGCCGGCGACCGAAGAACCUCCUCGGCCAGCCCCUGCUCCGUCCGCGGCACGUCCAGCGCCGAGCGGGAAGCAUAUUCCCUUCGCCAACCUCUCUCUCCCCUUGCCAUCACCGGGAUCAUCCAUUCUCUCCUUCCUCCAAGCCCACCCGGACCCGCUGACCGAGGCGCAGCUCGCACCACUCUCCAUCACGCUCGCUGACUUUCAAGAGGCGCUCACCCAGGUCCAACCCUCCUCCAAGCGCGAGGGUUUCGCAACCGUCCCGGACGUGACGUGGUCCGACGUCGGCGCGCUGCAUCAGACACGGGAAGAACUCCACAUGGCGAUUGUGCAGCCCAUCAGGCGGCCCGAGCUUUUCAAGGCGGUAGGGAUCGAGGCGGCCUGCGGUGUGCUGAUGUGGGGCCCGCCCGGGUGCGGAAAGACGCUUUUGGCUAAGGCGGUCGCCAAUGAGAGUAGGGCGAACUUCAUCAGCGUCAAAGGGCCCGAGCUGCUGAACAAGUAUGUUGGCGAGAGCGAACGGGCCGUUCGACAGGUAUUCUCAAGGGCACGAGCGUCUAGCCCAUGCAUCAUCUUCUUCGACGAACUGGACGCGCUCGUACCGCGCCGAGAUGACAGCCUGUCCGAAUCGUCCGCACGCGUCGUGAACACAUUGCUCACUGAGCUGGAUGGUCUGGACGCCCGCAAAUCCGUCUAUGUCAUCGCGGCCACUAAUCGUCCGGACAUGAUCGACCCUGCAAUGUGCCGGCCGGGACGGCUCGACAAACUCUUAUACGUCGAUUUACCGUCGGAGGAGGAGAGGGCGGAGAUCUUUAGCGCCGUUGCAAGGAAGUUGCCACUCGGGGAUGGAGUGAGGGACGAGUGCCUGAUGAUGGUGAAGGAGGAGUGCGACGGAUACAGUGGCGCCGAUCUCACCGCCCUCGUUCGCGAGGCUGGUGUCGUCGCCCUCCGGCGAACUCUAGGCACUUUCGAUCAGAUGGAGACCUCCGGUGCUUCGGUCUCGUCUCCUCCGGGGGAAAUCCACGUGCUGGUGACCGCGGAGGAUUUCAGGACGGCGUUGGACAAGGUGCAACCGAGCGUGAGCGCCGCGCAGAGGCGAAGAUACCAAGCUCUAAGGAGCAAGUUCGCUGGGUUACCGGUACGAAUCGGCAAAGAAGAGGAGGAUAAAAGAGUCGAUGGUGCGGCAGUCAGCUCAGGAUGAGGGGGCCUCAUCAAACUCAAAUCCUUUCACCCUCCGGAUCCGAAGGGACACAUGCAUCCAGUCAUCUACAUUGACCCCGACGGGCUCCCAGAGGACCUGGCUACGUAUUUGUGUCCGCAACGUCGACGUGUUCGCCAACCCCUGCGCCGUUCCCAGGGGAUUCGUUCAUUGGCAACGGCAAGAGACACAGCAUAAAUCACCGCAAGCGACGCAGGCCUAUCCGACUUCGCGCUUCCGGUGGCUUUCUCCUGGUAAUUACAUCUUGAACUCGACUGUUCUGUCGGAUGAUUCGUAGUUCUGGUUUGAUGGGCCCAAACUGUAGUCUGUAGAAGGCUGCAGCAUACACCUGUGUGGAACUUGUAAGGCGGCUGUCAAUUGUUAGUCUAGGGAUGCAGAAAC